Messenger RNA from Ziziphus jujuba (common jujube), 4450 nucleotides. RefSeq names its product putative disease resistance RPP13-like protein 1. Gene Ontology annotation, molecular function: ADP binding. The record is from RefSeq and is a predicted model, not a curated record. The coding region runs from base 160 to 3864 and encodes 1234 amino acids. NCBI's taxonomy places the organism in Eukaryota, Viridiplantae, Streptophyta, Magnoliopsida, Rosales, Rhamnaceae. Gene Ontology annotation, biological process: defense response to other organism. The transcript has 4 exons.
CCUAUAAACUAGAAAGGUAGAGUAGGUGAAGAAACGGCUUUAGGGCUAUUGACUUUCCAAGAACCGAAACCCAGGAUCAGAUUUAUCUCUUUCUCUGUUUCUAAUGUUCUGAUCCGAGUCUGACAUACUAGUCUUACCUCUUUCAUCUUUCUAACAGCCAUGGCUGCCAAACUGUUGGGUGGACCUUUCCUCUCGCUUAUUUCAUCCCUUGAACAGCUAUUUGACUGGAUUGCUUGUGGGGAGGUGGUUGAAUUCGUUCGUGAAAAGAAACUAGAAAGUGAAAUUAACAAGUUGGAGAUUACAUUAUCAUCAGUUGGUAGAAUUGCGUAUGAUGCCGAGAAGAAGCAAAUGACAGACAAGGCCGUAAAACAAUGGCUUCAAGACGUCAACGACGCUGUCAACGAUGCAAAAGGGUUGGUCUAUGAAAUCCACACCGAAGCAUUAGGUGAAUCCGAACACCGUGGAAGGACCAUCGGAGCUGGAACCAGCAGAAUUCUCAAGAUUACUAGUAGACAUCCUCCUAAAAGAGGACUAGCAACAAUAUACAACAGAAGAAUUCAGGAAAUAUUGCGGAUUAAAAGCGAAUCUAGAUCCGGUUCCAGUGGUGAGAAAAAACAAGAACACCACCACCAGAGGAUACUGCAGAUUCUUAACAGGCUAGAAUUUAGUGUCAGACAAAAAGAUGUGCUUGGUUUGAGAGAAGAUGUUGAAGUUGGAACAACAACAACAACCACGUCAUCGGAAACUACUAACACUGCUACUGCUGCUACAAUGGAGGUGGAGGAGGAAGGGGAAGAAUCUUAUUGUAUUUAUGGAAGGGAUGCUGAUAGGAGAGCCGUCAUUAAGGCGUUGUCAUCUGAUGAUGGAGAAGAAGGUGGCGAUAAGGUAUGUGUAAUUUCCAUUGAGGGCGUGAGUGGAAUUGGUAAGACCACUCUUGCUCAGCUUGUCUACGGAGAUAUUGACACUAUCAAACGUUUUGAUAUCAAAGCAUGGAUAACUGUGUCCAAUGACUACAAUCUUUUCACCUUGUUAAAAGCAAUUUAUGAGACGGUCACUGGUUUGAAAAAUUGCCGUAUCCAGAAUAUAGUUGAAUUUCAACUUAAGUUGGAGGAGUUUUUUCGAGGGAAAAAGAUUCUUCUUGUUCUUGACAAUGUUUGGGACAUGACAUUUCCAGUCUGGUAUUUGUUUAAGAGGUCAUUUGAAUCUGUAGUAUCUGGAAGUAAGAUUGUUGUGACGACACAAGAUAAAUAUAUUGCAUCAAAUUUUGGUACUAGUGCCCCAACUCAUUGCCUUCAACUAUUAUCCGAGAAAGAUAGUUGGCGGUUAUUUUCAAGACAUGUUUUCAAUAAUAAUAAGGUAAAGCCACAUGGUCUGGAUAAAAUUGGUAGGCAGAUAGUUAAAAAGUGCAAUGGUCUUCCUUUAGCAAUAAAAUUGCUUGCUGGUCUUCUGCGUACUGAAAUGAAUACCACUAGUUGGAAUAAUGUACUGAAGAACGAGGCAUGGGGUUUAUCUCGUGAACAUUGUAAUGUUCUUGGGGCUCUAUGGCUGAGCUACUGUUAUUUGCCUCCACAUCUCAAAAGGUGCUUUGCUUACUGUUCAAUUUUUCCCAAAGGUUAUGAAUUUCAAAAAGAAAAAUUAAUUUUAUUAUGGAUGGCAGAAGGUCUUUUGCUUCCACAAAACGGUAAGAUGCUAGAAGAAAUUGGAGAGGAGUACUUUGUUGAUCUAACAUCAAGGUCAUUCUUUCACAAAAGUAAAUUUUAUGGUUUUACUAUGCAUGACCUUGUGCAUGAUUUGGCUCAACUUGUAUCAAGAGAAUAUUGUUCAAGGUUGGAAGACAAUUACUCGGGAAUCCUCUUAAGGGAGAUUCAUCAUUUAUCAUGGACAGGAGAUGAGCCAAAUAGUAUCUUGAAGUUAAAGGAUGUAUCUAAAACUAAUAUAUUGCGCAGUCUAGUGCAAGUGGAUGGAUCAUAUGGAUUGAACAAGAAGUUCUUGAUGCCUAAAGGAUUGCAAAAUUUCCAGUACUUAAGAGUGCUUUCUUUGCAUCGAGUUGAUGGGGUUACAAAGUUGCUUGAUUCAAUUGGCAAAUUGAAGCUUCUAAGGUAUUUGGAUUUAUCUUGGACUGAAAUUAAUGAAAUACCUAAUACAAUUUGUUGUUUGUACAAUUUGCAGACACUAUUAUUACAGUAUUGCAGUAAUCUUAAUCACUUGCCAGAUUCAAUUGGCAAUAUGAAGCAUCUAAGGCACUUGGAUUUGUGUAACACUCAAGUCGAAGAGAUUCCGGAUGAAAUGUGUAAUUUGCACAAUUUGCACACUCUGUUAUUGGGAUCCUGUAGAAAGCUUACAUGUUUACCAAGCAAUAUGGAAAGACUGAUCAACUUGCACCACUUGGAUAUUCGUGACACUUCUUUAAGACAGAUGCCACUGCAGAUAUACAACUUGAGAUAUCUGAAGAUAAUAGGUGAUUUUGUUGUAGCCAAUAACAGUGGGUCUGGUAUUGAAGCGUUGGAUGAGCUCCGAGAUAUGUGUGAUAAUCUUAGUAUUAGAAGCCUUGAAAAGGUAGCAAAUGUUGAUGAUGUUUCACAGGGCGUUCUAAAAUACAAGAUGUGUAUUACUGAUCUGAGUUUGGAAUGGGAGGAUGAUACCAGCGAUUCACAGAAAGCACUGGAGGUUCUUAAUAGACUUAAAACACUCGUAGAUCUUGAGCAACUAUCUAUUAUAAAUUAUGGUGGUAUAAGCUUCUCAGAUUGGGUGGGAGAACAUUCAUUUUCCUGUUUAGUAUACUUGUGGCUAAGUAAUUGUAGAAAAUGUUACAAUUUGCCACCACUUGGACAGCUACCAUCUUUGAAAUCCCUUAGCAUUGAUGGAUUUGAUAUGGUGGAGAGUAUUGGUAAGGAAUUUUGUAUCAGUGGUUCAUCUACAGUGGCUAAACCAUUCAAGUCUUUAGAAAAAUUGAGUUUCAAAUUUAUGCCGUGGUGGAAGGAGUGGUUAUGUCUGGAAGGUGAAGUUUUCUCACAGCUUACGGAGCUCCAUUUAAUGGAUUGCCCAUCCUUGAUGUUAAAUGCUACCUGCUUCCCUGAUUCCCUUCCAUCCUUGACGUAUCUUUGCAUCUCAAAAUGCCAACUACAGGUGGUGGCUUCAUUCCUAAGUGUUCAACUUCCAUCACUCAGGUCCUUGUACAUAGGUUAUUGUCCUGAGUUGGAGUCAUUUCCAGAGAGGAGAUUACCCACUAAUAUACAUAUUAUUGAAAUUUGUGGGUGCGAAAAUCUCAAGUCAUUUUCAAAAGAGGGAUGGCCUCCAAAUUUAAAAUCACUUUCAAUUGGCAGUUGUGGAAAGCUGUUUGCAUCCAACAUGCAGUCGAACCUGCAAACACUCACCUCUCUUACAUCUUUAGACAUCAGCUGCAUAGAUGAAGUGGUGGAUUCAUUUCCAGAGCUAGGCCAACUUCCCGACACUCUGACUUCUCUCACCUUAUGCCGUCUUCAUAACCUUAAAUCCCUGAAUGGCAAAGCCCUUCAACAGCUUACCUCCCUUGAAGAGUUGUCAAUUUCAUAUUGCCAGCAGUUGCGAUGCAUGCCAGAAGAAGGGUUGCCUGCCACUCUGAGUUCUCUUCAUCUGAAUUGUCUUGAUAAUCUUCAAUCCAUAAGUGGCAAGGCCUUUGGACAGCUUGACUCCCUUAAAAAAUUGUCAAUUUCAUACUGCCCGCAGUUGCCAUGCAUGCCUGAAGAAGGGCUGCCUGCUUCUCUUUCUCAAUUGACUAUUGACUGGUGUCGUUUUCUAAAUCCAAGGUGCCAAAGAGAGAUAGGGGAGGAUUGGCCCAGGAUUGCUCACAUCCCUCUCAUACGCAUAAAUCCAAAAUUGAUAUGAUGCAGUGUGUACAAGCAUGUCCUUUUCUAGAAUUUUUCUGGUGAGGCUACCUAGACAGUUGAGAAUUUCUUUCUUUUAUCCAUACCAGUGCUUGUCGGGAUAAGGGUUUUCCACUUCUCUUUCUCAUUUGACUAUCUAGCUAUAAAUGUCCUCUACUAUGGCUCAAUUCGAAACUGAUGCGAUCAGCAUCAAACUGAUGCGUCCCUGCUUAAUGCAUUAUCUUUGAAAGAAAGGUCCCCAUUUAUGUUUUCCAGUCCAAAAAAAAUUUCAGUUCAAUGCUUUUAUUCUUGAAGCGUCAUACGCUAUGCUCUCAUUCUCAUUGGAGGUGGCUCACAUAUAGAAAAACCACCAACUUCAAUCUAAGAACUUGGACUUCUUCUGCAGGAGUUUACGGAUGGUUAAAGCAUAUCACAGCAUGGGUUUGAGGUUCCAGUUCUCUCGUGUUAGGAUCAGGAUUAAGUUGGCUAUCUGUUAUAUCACAUCAGCUGCAUAGCUGUCUGGGAGGCAGCAACUUAUAACAUAAUUGCUCCAGCUUUUGAGCAACAAAUUCAGUGCCAAAUCCAUUACCCAAAAAAAAAAAAGAGAA